CCCCCCCCACAAACCAACCCUGUGCAAUAAAAAAAAAUUGCUUGGCUAUAUUUGGAGAGAGCUGAUGUCACAAGUGGUUUGAGCAGAGAGCUUAUAAACGGUGACAGCCUGACAAACCAUCGGACUGCUCCACAGACAGACGAGGACCGAACGUAACAGAGAGUAAGUACCUUACUGAUCUUACAUGUCUUGUUUUCCCCCACUGACACCAAAUGUUUGUGCUGUAAGCUUGGACUUUAGUGGAUGUUUGUUCUGGUUUUUGAUGCAACAUUUCAGCCAAAUCUGCUGCUCUGUGACUUUCAGUAUAGGUGAUUGGAAACGUAUAUAUGGAUGCAAAUUUUAAAUUAAUAGGAAUAGCUGCUUUCAGUGGAAAUUAUUUCAGAAAUAACAUCAGUUUCAUGUAAAGAUACAGUAUGGUACAUGUUUGUAAAUCAUGACAAAGAUAGAUGCUUAAAUUUCUUAACUGAUAUAUUGAGACCUAAAUAAAUGGACUCGUUGAAUACUUUAUAAAAUCACUUUAUUAAUUAAAUCCCUAUAUACCAACCCCAUAUUGGACUCCAUUUCAUAACUUUAUAUUAAACUCUCUUUUUUAAUAUAAAUCUCUAUUACAGUUUUACGUUAUUGAAUUGUUUUCUGCUUUUUCAAGUGGUUGUUUUCUUGUUUUUCUUUCCAUUUAUCUUUUAUCAAUUUCCAUUUUGCAGAGUACAAAAAACAAAAAAAAUCUAAAAGCAUCUGAAAAAAAGUAAAUACAUUUUUUUUUUUAUAUUUGAACGAGCUUCACGUUACACAAUACAGGUGAAUGAUGUUGUGUGGAAGUAACAGAUUUCUUUAUUCAUUCAUUUAUUUUUAGUUUUUUUCAUGAAUCUUUUUCAUAUAGCGGUAGUCCUAACCGAAUAGUAAAUAGUAAAAGUCUGACUUAGAUGCAAACCCUUGUGUUUCUGCAGGAAGACAUCAGCAUCAUAAGCAGCAUGUAUCACCUGAGGGUGCCUGUGUUUCUCAUCACGGCGCUUGUACUGCUCCGCUGCAUCGCCGCCGCUCCGAGCCACAGGUACUUCAGCUCCAGCUCCUCCUCCGAUGACGAGCAGGAGAGUGCUCUUCCAGACAACGAGAGCUGGUCCCUGCCUCAGCUAAUCUCUGACUCGUUCCUUGGCCUCAUGGGCGCACGGCCACAGAGAGGGCUCACAGCAAUGAACAGUCAUCACUUACAGAAGAGAAAGUGCAACACAGCCACCUGUGUGACCCAGAGGUUAGCAGACUUCCUGGUCCGGUCCAGUAACACCAUCGGAACGGUUUAUGUUCCGACGAACGUGGGAUCAAGCACCUACGGCAAGAGGGACCUACAGCACUCCCCCAGCUACCUUUCUUUCUAGUACAAACUGGGAGGACACCACAGCACGCCUAGUGAUAUAACGAUCAUGUGUAACCCUGAAUGUAAGAAUGAUGACUUUGGUGAUAAAUGUGGACCCCAAGAAGAUUUUUUUAUUGUUCCUUCAUAAGCAUCAAGAAACAGUGCCUUUGAUUUAAGCCAUCUGAAUCGAUGUAUGUUUUCUUCCAGCUUUGUGAACCUUGUAAAUCGUCUCCCCCACACACAGCACCAAUAAAAUGAGAAAAAAAGCAAACAAAAAUAAAGCAAUUGCAAAAUAUUGAGUGACAAAGAAGAAAUGUAAAGCCCUUUAAUAUAAGUCAGCUACCAUGUUUUGAUAAUAAAAAUGUUGAAAUGUG
Fundulus heteroclitus (mummichog) is the source of this 1722-nucleotide messenger RNA. Its product is annotated as islet amyloid polypeptide. Gene Ontology annotation, cellular component: extracellular region. Bases 921 to 1370 code for a protein of 149 amino acids. The transcript has 3 exons. Lineage: Eukaryota; Metazoa; Chordata; Actinopteri; Cyprinodontiformes; Fundulidae. The record is from RefSeq and is a predicted model, not a curated record. Gene Ontology annotation, molecular function: hormone activity.